AUAACCUACCAAAUUGUUAGUGGUGUUUUUCCCCCCUAUGGAAAUGAAUUGUUGAAUUAGUUUGACAGUGUUCAGGUAGAAAGCUGCUUGGCUGACGUGAAGUGCCAUUAGAGUGAAACUGUGUUUAUGUGGAUGAAGUUAGUUCUGCGGGCAGGUAAAUGGACUUCCUGACUCUUUUCGGGAUCUAUGUGGCGGUGGUUCUCUCCUGCAUCGCCCUGGUGUGUAGAUACUCAGGCCAACACCGCUCUCCUUUCAGCCGAGCAUACAGCCUUCUCUUUGAGGUUGUUUCUCCUUGGAUUCCACAAUGUAUUCAAAAUAUUUGCUACUGGAGUAUGCACAAAAUCUUUCAUCAGAGAAAUCGCACCUUCGUGUACUUACACCUCAUUCUCGAGGCUGCUAUAUAUGGAGAAUUCUCCUAUGAGAUCUUUGGGUUCUGUUUGGAAAUGGACACCACUUUGUUUAACGUGUGCCUUCCCUAUUUCUUCCUGGCAAUUAAGUCGUAUGUCUUUUACCUAUGCUGUAGUAAAGAUCCCGGUACACUGACAAAAGAAAACCACACACUUCAAUUAAAGGUGUACGAGUAUGAUCAGAAGCUGUUUCAAGAGGGACUUAUUUGCCAAACAUGUCAGUUGGUGAAACCUGCCAGAUCGAAACACUGUAGUGUAUGUGAUCGAUGUGUCCUGAGAUUUGACCACCACUGUGUGUGGGUGAAUAAUUGCAUCGGUGCUCAAAACACUAGAUUUUUCCUGCUCUACUUGCUGAGUGUUUGUGCCAUGGCAGGCGAUAUUGCACUUCUCACAGUAGACAUGUUGUUUCAUUCCGUCGUGCGAUCUGGAAUCAUGCAUGCACAGUAUGUUGAUUCAGACGGUCAGCAACAGCCUGUAGGACUACUGUUUGUCAUUCAGCACCUCUUCAUGACCUUUCCCAGGAUAGUCUUCAUGCUUGGCUUUGUGGUAUUUGUAUUUUUUCUUGUGGCGGGAUAUACCAUGUUUCAUUGUUAUCUGGCUCUGGUGAAUCAGACAUCUAAUGAAUGGUUCAAGCAGAAAGGCCAUGGCUGCCAGCACUGCAAUCCUGUCUCUGAACAUCGAUGCCGUACUUCCUACAACCCAUUCCGGGGCUUUUAUCACAGAGGAAUCCUCAAAAACCUUGGAGAAAUAGUUUGGCCUCUAUGCCCUACUCAGAAGAAAGACAAUUAGUUUUUGGUUAAAGGACAACAAAAAGAAAUGUAUAGCAUUUUUCUACUAAAUCCAGUUACAGUGAUUUGUGAUACAAAGCUGUUUUGAUGCAAGUUGUUAAGAAAUAAGGGACACUUACAGCACACUUUUUUUAUGAUUACAGACUUUGACACUUAUUUAUAAAAUGUGCAAAAGGAUGUUACAGAACUAACAAAACAUAAAAAACAUUCUUUAUUAUAUAGUUUUGUAUAUAGUUUUUGAUGUUAUUGUUUAAAUUCAGAUUCUAUGAAAAAGGUUUACAAACAUGUGACUAAAUUUACUCCCUGGGGCAGUUUGUGAGAAAUUAGAUGCAGUUUGCUUAAUGAUUUUUCUUUUACUUAUCAUUUAUAAUUCUGUAUCUCCAGUAUAAAACAGAAAAGCACAUUUUGGAUCCCAGACAUGUAUUUACUUUUUUAUAUGUCGUUACCUUUAUCUGAAAUUACUUUGUUUUGGUAAGGGGUUUGUUUAAAUAAAUGUUUUCUUUUUUUUUUUUAUUUUAUAUCUGAUGAUUGUUACACAAGUGACUGUACAUCAUUUGUGUUUCUUCCACAUUCCCUGCUGAACAAUCCAUCAGCUUCUUGAUGGCAAAAUUCAGGCUGAGCUAAUCAAAGCUAAUGCAAACAAAUGUAUUUUAUUUUAUAUUUUACAAAAAUGAAAUGGCAGUAUUGCAGUUAGAAUCAAACUAAAUAAUUUACUCAAGAAGGUAAAAAUAGGUACAGUAGUUUAGUGGUUAAGGUCAUUGGACUUUGGAUCCCAAGAUUAUGAGUUCAAAUAUCAGCCACACCAAACUGCCACUUCUGGGCCCCUGAGAAAGGCCCUUAACCCCAUAGCUGCUCAGUUGUACGAAUGAGGAAAAAUGUAAGUCGCUCUGGAAAAGAGCAUCUGCCAAAUGCCAUAAAUGUAACUAAGGAAAAUAUGGUCUAUUCAUAUUGGUCUGUGUUCUGGUGGUUAUCAGAACCGAGCUAGAUUUUUCAGCAGGGUUGGUCAAACAUAAAGUGAUUGGUAUUCAUCUAAAAUAUAAUUAAGGACUGGAAAAUAAUAAUAAAAACAGUAUCCAGGCUGAUGAACCCAGUACACACCA
Silurus meridionalis is the source of this 2295-nucleotide messenger RNA. It is a transcript of the gene zdhhc4, whose product is annotated as zinc finger DHHC-type palmitoyltransferase 4. The coding region runs from base 159 to 1196 and encodes 345 amino acids. The transcript is spliced from 7 exons. Gene Ontology annotation, cellular component: Golgi apparatus; endoplasmic reticulum. The record is from RefSeq and is a predicted model, not a curated record. Gene Ontology annotation, molecular function: protein-cysteine S-palmitoyltransferase activity. Gene Ontology annotation, biological process: protein targeting to membrane; peptidyl-L-cysteine S-palmitoylation. Lineage: Eukaryota; Metazoa; Chordata; Actinopteri; Siluriformes; Siluridae.